AUGGCGAUGAAGCUGCAGGUUCUUCUUCUUCUCUUGUUAUGUAUUGCAUCGGAACUGACGACCCAUUCAGUCUCAAAUUCUCUCGAACGUUGCGAUGCUGAAACUGAGUACAACUCCUAUGGCUACAUUGAUGAGAGGAAGAAGGCAUUGAACGACUCAUCAUGUACUUACCAAGUGGUCAUAGGUGCAAGUUGUUCAUCGCCCAAUUUCACAAUGGGGGACAUCAUUAUUCGCUUUGGGGAUCCUCUUCGCAACCAGGUAUAUGAAGAAAAACUGAUUGUUCCACGUCCAAGGACAAUUGAGCAGUGUUCUCGAGAUAUAUUUCAGUUAAAUGGUGCAUGCGUAUCUUCGAUUUGUUUUGUGGAGCUGUAUAGCUAUGGUGCAAUGGAUGAAUUUCUAACAGUGGGAAAGGUUGAGGGUGAAGCUGACAACACCUAUGGUCUAUGUGGCAAGGAUGGGUUGAAGAGGCUUAACUGUGGGGAGAGAUAA
This is a messenger RNA of Glycine soja, 489 nucleotides long. RefSeq names its product embryo-specific protein ATS3-like. The coding region runs from base 1 to 489 and encodes 162 amino acids. NCBI's taxonomy places the organism in Eukaryota, Viridiplantae, Streptophyta, Magnoliopsida, Fabales, Fabaceae. The record is from RefSeq and is a predicted model, not a curated record. The transcript is spliced from 4 exons.